CUUAAUAAUACAUUAUAUAUAAAGAAUAAUAGUAUAAAAAUACUAAUAGUUCAAAACUAUUUUAGUUAUUAUAAAUAUUAAUUAAAUAAAAAUAUUAUUAUAUAAUUUUCAACAUAUUUUUUUUUCCAUAAUAAAUAUUUAUUAUUAAUAUAUCAAUAACAUCCAAAAUAUAUAAAACCUAAUAAAUAUCAUACAUUUCUAACAACACAUACAUAUAAUAUAAAAUAAUGUCAAAAGGUUCACAAGAAGAAUACGAUUAUUUAUACAAAAUUGUCCUCAUUGGUGAUAGUGGUGUGGGUAAAUCCAAUUUAUUAUCUAGAUUCACUCGUAAUGAAUUUAGUCUCGAAACCAAAUCAACCAUUGGUGUAGAAUUUGCAACCAGAACUAUUCAAACUGAAGGUAAAACUAUUAAAGCUCAAGUUUGGGAUACUGCAGGUCAAGAAAGAUAUAGAGCCAUUACUUCAGCUUAUUAUCGUGGUGCUGUUGGUGCAUUACUUGUUUACGAUAUUGCUAAACAAGCUACAUAUAAAAGUGUCGAAAGAUGGUUAACAGAAUUACGUGAAAAUGCUGAUCGUAAUAUCGAAAUUAUGUUGGUUGGUAACAAGAGCGAUUUAAGACAUUUACGUGAAGUUUCAACAGACGAAGCCAAAGAAUUUUCAGAAAAACACAAACUUACUUUUAUUGAAACCUCAGCUCUUGAUUCAAGCAAUGUUGAAUUAGCCUUCCAAAAUAUUUUAACUCAAAUUUACCAUUUAAUGAGCCGUCCAAGUCAUGGCCCAAUUAUUUCAGAUGAACCACCAGCUCCAGGUGUUCAAAUCGAUCCAUCAGAACCAAGCUCCACUCAAGGCGGUCAAAAAUCUGGUUGUGGUAUGUGCAAUUAAAUAUUAAAUUAAUAUAAAACCUUAUAUAAAAAAAAAAAAUCCAAACUUUUAAAAAAAUUUAAAAAAAUAAAAAAAUAUAAAAAAAAUAUAUAUAAAAAAAAAAUUU
Molecule: messenger RNA, 987 nt
Organism: Dictyostelium purpureum
Lineage: Eukaryota; Evosea; Eumycetozoa; Dictyosteliales; Dictyosteliaceae
Gene: rab11A
Product: rab11A, RAB family GTPase
Exons: 4
Coding region: 228-881 (217 amino acids)
Biological process (GO): exocytosis
Cellular component (GO): recycling endosome
Molecular function (GO): GTP binding; GTPase activity
Source: RefSeq, a predicted model, not a curated record